ACUUGUUCUACUUAGUAUUUUCUGCCUCUCCGCCCACUUUCAAUCCAUUCCCAUCCAGCAACAUUCCGCCCAACCAUUUACUCAAGCGACCAUUUUCUUUCAUGACUACUAGACGAGUGGCCCGUGGUGGGCGCAACCCGAAAGACCUACCUCGUGAUCAACAGGUUUCCAGGAAAGUGAGUUGGCUGUUGAGACAUGGUGCGAAUCAGGAGGGUUUGAAGCUAGGGAAGGGCGGCUAUGUUAGUGUUCAGGAUGCUCUCAACACGCGCGCCCUAAAAUCGCUCAACAUAACCUUCCCCGAACUCCGCGCCAUGGUCGCCGAAAACGAUAAACAACGUUUCUCGAUGAUCCUCGCCUCAUCACUUAGCGAUUCCUCCAACAUCACCUCUUCCCCAGUAAACCGACUCGAAUCCGAGGCCUUCGACCCAACCCCCAAGUCUGACGACCCAAGCGACUACAUCAUCCGUGCAAAUCAGGGCCACUCCAUCAGUGUCGAGACGGAAGGCCUGUUAACGGAAGUCAGCGAGGAAAGCGGGAAUGUGCCAGAGCUAUGUGUCCACGGCACUGAUGAGCCCGCUUGGCGUUUAAUUUUGAAAUCUGGUGGCCUGAGAUGCAUGGGAAGGAAUCAUAUCCACUUCGCGUCCGGGCUUCCUAGGGGCUUCAAGUCGAUGGACCAAGGCAUCGCUGCUACCGUAGAGGGAAAAGAUGCCCCGCAUGUUAUAUCGGGAAUGCGGAAAUCUUCUACUAUUCUCAUUUACAUCAAUAUUCGUGCCGCUAUGGCCCAUGGUAUCAAAUUCUUUUUGAGUGAGAAUGGGGUUGUUUUGACGGAAGGAAAUGAGAAAGGAGUUUUGUCAUAUGAAUUCUUUGAGAUGGUUGAGAGUAGAAAGAAAGGAGGUGGGGUCUUGAUGAGAGAUGGUGUGUUGCCGGAUGAUGUUGAGGUCGAUAUUCGGGGGUGGGAGAAGGAUAUUAGCGAUGCAAGAAGUUUGAAGCGGAGUCGCAAAGGGAAAGAGAGAAGCGGUAGAGGUGGGAAGGCGAGGGUUAAUGAUGAUUCUAGGGAUGUGUUUGUAGGCGUUUGAACCAGCUUCAUAGCAAUGCGGUGUCUAUGUGGCGUCUUUAGUACUGAGAGGCUUCCUACCUGGUCGGUGGCAUCUCUUUUAAGCAAAGGCACUUUAAGAUUGAA
Messenger RNA from Lindgomyces ingoldianus, 1180 nucleotides. RefSeq lists its product as uncharacterized. The record is from RefSeq and is a predicted model, not a curated record. Gene Ontology annotation, molecular function: tRNA 2'-phosphotransferase activity. Gene Ontology annotation, biological process: tRNA splicing, via endonucleolytic cleavage and ligation. The coding region runs from base 102 to 1076 and encodes 324 amino acids. NCBI's taxonomy places the organism in Eukaryota, Fungi, Ascomycota, Dothideomycetes, Pleosporales, Lindgomycetaceae. The transcript is spliced from 2 exons.